AUCUCCUUGCAUACAUCCCCCAGCACUGUACUUGCCUUACUCUUCUAGAGCAUACCUGGAUCGGAGAACAGUUUUUUCACCAAGAGUACCUGUCUCAGGCUAAGUGCUAGGCACCAUCCAUUUCACAGAACACAAACACACACCUUCCUUUUUACUUGGAGGGAUACUACCAUGCGGACUGAGACGCCCAUGCCGGCCCUCUCAGGCCACGGCCGGACAGUCUGCGUCACCGGCGCUGGAGGAUUUAUCGCCUCCUGGCUCGUCAAGCGCCUUCUGGAGAAGGGCUACACUGUCCGCGGCACGGUCAGGAACCCUGUUGAUCCGAAGAACGACCACCUGAGGGCACUUGAGGGUGCCGCGGACCGCCUUACUCUCCUCCGUGCCGACUUGCUGGAUCCUGACAGCCUUCUCGAGGCCUUCUCCGGCUGCGAUGGGGUCUUCCAUGCUGCCUCCCCGGUCACCGAUGACCCUGAGAAGAUGAUCGAGCCCGCGAUCCGCGGCACAAGGUACGUGAUAACGGCGGCGGCGGACACCGGCGUGAAGCGCGUCGUGUUCACGUCCUCCAUCGGCACGGUGUACAUGAACCCCUACCGCGACCCCAACAUGCCCGUCGACGACACAUGCUGGAGCGACUUCGAGUACUGCAAGAGGACCGAGAACUGGUACUGCUACGCAAAGACGGUGGCGGAGCAGGGCGCGUGGGAGCUGGCGCGGAAGCGCGGGCUGGACCUGGUGGUGGUGAACCCGGUGCUGGUGCUGGGUCCGCUGCUGCAGCCGACGGUGAACGCGAGCACGGACCACGUGAUGAAGUACCUGACGGGGUCGGCGAAGACGUACGUGAACGCGGCGCAGGCCUAUGUGCACGUCAAGGACGUCGCCGAGGCGCACGUCAGGGUGUAUGAGGCGGCCGACGCGCACGGCCGCUACAUCUGCGCCGAGAGCACCCUCCACCGCGGCGAGCUCUGCCGCAUCCUCGCCAAGCUCUUCCCGGAGUACCCCAUACCCACCAAGUGCAAGGACGAGGUGAACCCUCCGGUGAUAGGAUACAAGUUCAGCAACCAGCGGCUCAAGGAUCUGGGGAUGGAGUUCGUGCCUGUGCUCCAGUGCCUCUACGAGACGGUGAAGAGCCUCCAAGAGAAAGGGAUGCUGCCCGUGCUCCCGCCAAACGACGAACACCACCACCAAGAACUGAUCACAUCUUGAUGAUCCCAACAUUCACUACUGAUGAUCUACUGCUGCAUGCUACCACACAUAUCAUGAGCUAGCUGAUUAAUAUAAUAUUAGCAACCUUUUUAUUCAUAUAUAUAUAUAUGCAUGUACACGUGGCAACUUUAAUUGGUGCAUGCACGCGUGAGAGCCACCGACCGACCCAAUUGUCAGUGCUGUAUGACGUACACAUGCAUCACACCAGUGUGGAAUAUAUUAUUGUUAUAGAGA
Molecule: messenger RNA, 1437 nt
Organism: Panicum hallii
Lineage: Eukaryota; Viridiplantae; Streptophyta; Magnoliopsida; Poales; Poaceae
Product: cinnamoyl-CoA reductase 2-like
Exons: 5
Coding region: 172-1203 (343 amino acids)
Molecular function (GO): oxidoreductase activity, acting on the CH-OH group of donors, NAD or NADP as acceptor
Source: RefSeq, a predicted model, not a curated record